GUUUGCCAGUCGGAACCAGUCGCUCAGAGGAGCUGGAUGUAUGCGCACGGAUGGAGCGACGGGAGGUGUGAGGAUAGCGCUCUUUCGUUUCCAACAGAGAAACCCAGAAAGGCUCAAAUUUAGGUGGCCGGAGGCGCACAGGAAUGAACAGAAGGAGUGGAUGGAUGGUGGAUGAUAAGUCACCAGAACAGCGGUUCUGCUCCAAGCUUGAGCGGGAAGAGUUUGUGUGAAGUUGGGUCUUCAGAGACGCGCUGCGGGGUCCAGAGGGAUGAAGCUGACCGCCGCUGAUUGAUGGUCUAAGGUGGUGCACUUUUAAGGCUCACCGACUCUGAACUGCGACUUUUAGUUGGACAGGACAGGUGCAGCCGCUCGAUCUUUCUCCUUAAUUUGGUUAAUGUGAGGACCUCAAAUAUUGCAGGGGAAAAAACGUUAAAAUCCCAAACAAGAACAUUUUGAUAGACUUGUUUUUUUUUUUAUGUUUAACAACCCGAUAACUAGUCUGUAAUUGAGCCCGAGCCACAAAUGUACCGCUAACAUGCCACGGCAGAACAAUUAGGGUGGAUUUUACGCAUCUGCCGAGGAAUCUGAAAAUGUGGGGGAAACAGACGCGACGAUUUUCCAACUGCACGGGGGAGACCGCUUUGUAAACACAGAAGAGGAAAAGAAGGAGGAAGAAGUAGAGGAAGAAAAAAAAAACACUGACUAAAGGGACUGCUUUCAUUCAUUUUUAUAAAUGGAGCUGCGCAAAUACCUGUUGUGCCUGAAGUUCGUCCUUCUUCUGAAAGAGUGUCAGACAUUCAUGGACAUUGUGAUCGUCGUGGACGGCUCGAACAGCAUCUACCCCUGGUAUGAAGUCCAGAACUUCCUCAGCAACAUCCUCAGCAAGUUCCACAUCAGCCCGAAGCAGAUGCAGGUCGGUGUACUGCAGUAUGCAGAAAUAGCAGUCCACGAGUGGUCUCUGAAGGACUACCAGACCACAGAGGAGGUGGUGGAGGCCGCCAAGAACAUCAGCCGACAGGAGGGACGAGAGACACGCACUGCAGACGCCAUCAGAAUGGCCUGCACAGAGGCGUUCAGUGCCGAGCGCGGCGCGAGGGAGGGCGCCACCAAGGUGAUGAUUGUGGUCACGGACGGAGAGUCGCACGACGGGGACGAGCUGCCUGACGUGCUGGAGAAAUGCGAGAGCAGGAACAUCACCAGAUACGCCAUCGCUGUUCUGGGAUAUUACAUCCGCAAACAACAGGAUCCAGAGACUUUCAUCAAUGAGAUCAAAUACAUCGCCAGCGACCCAGAUGACAAGUACUUUUUCAAUGUGACGGAUGAAGCCGCGCUAAAUGACAUCGUGGAUGCUCUCGGGGAUCGCAUUUUCACUCUAGAAGGCACCCUGGGCUACAACCAGAGCACGUUCCUCAUGGAGAUGUCUCAGAUCGGCUUCUCCACGCAUGCGCUGGAUGACGGCAUUCUGUUUGGGAUUGUGGGCGCCUACGACUGGGAUGGAGGAGUGCUGAAGGAAGGGACCAACGGAGUAAUUGUGCCACCGAGAGACGCCUUUGAAAGCGAAUUUCCACUGGAGCUCAAGAAUCAUGCUGCUUAUUUAGGUUACACGGUGUCAUCUGUGGUCAUCGGUGACUGGAGGAGGCUUUACGUAGCCGGGGCUCCUCGAUUUAAACACAAAGGCAAAGUCAUUUUAUUUGAGCUCUUUGAAAAUGGCUCUGUUGACAUCGUACAGGCUUUGAAUGGAGAACAGAUUGGAUCCUACUAUGGCAGCGAAGUGUGUGGGCUAGAUAUCGAUAAAGACGGCAUCACAGAUGUCCUUCUGGUUGCUGCUCCCAUGUAUCUCGGCUCAGGAAACAAGGAAGCUGGAAAAGUCUACAUCUACACCUUCAGUGGGGAGGGAGUGUUUAUAUCUAAUGGUACUCUGAAAUCAGACAAUACCUCACAGGAUGCCAGGUUUGGUUAUGUGCUGGCUGCUGCUCCGGAUCUGAACCACGAUGGCUUUACUGACCUGGUGGUUGGCGCUCCGCUGGAGGAUGAGCACAGGGGAGCCAUUUAUGUCUACCAUGGACACGACAUUUACAUUCUCCAUGAUCCCAAACAGCGGAUACAAGGGUCGUCCAUCUCCCCCUCUCUGCAGUAUUUUGGCCGUAGUGUGAGUGCACAGCUGGACUUGGAUGGCGAUGACCUGAUAGAUUUGGCAGUGGGAGCUCAGGGCAGAGCCGUGCUGCUCAGCUCCCGGAGCAUCGUCCAGAUCAAUGUGAGUUUGUCCUUCCAGCCGCACUCCAUCAACGUCAUUCAGAAGACGUGUCAGAGGGGCGGCAGAGAGUCAGCGUGCCUCAACGCCACCGCCUGCUUCACGGCCGUUUCCCGCUCAGCCGGAUCACACAGCAGCACGUUUGAUCUUUGGGUGUCAGCCAUGUUGGAUGACAGGAAGUUUUCGGUGCGAGCUCUGUUCGACGAAAGCUCCCACAGACAAACGCAGCGUUCACUACAAGUUCAAACAAGAAACACUGUUUGUUACAAGCUGCCUUUCCACGUAUAUGAUACAGCAGAUUAUAUUCGCCCGAUCAGCUUCUCCCUGCAGUAUAAGAUCAAUGACACAGAGGCAGGUCCGGUGUUGGAUGAAGGCUGGCCAUCAAAAGUCACAAAAUACAUCCCGUUUUUCAAAGACUGCGGCGAAGAUGACGUCUGCACAGCAGACCUGGUCUUGAAGGCACACAUGGACAUCACCGGAACAAGGCAGAAGCCUUAUGUGAUUCGCAGCCCUCGUAGGCGUCUGGCGGUGGAGGUGCAGCUCGAGAACAGGCUGGAAAAUGCUUACAACACCAGCCUGAAGCUGCACUACUCACGCAACCUCCACUUCUCCAGCCUCAUCAUCAGAAAUACCAACUUCAAGAUCGAGUGCACCAGUAUCGGCUCAAACAGCCACUCGUGUAACGUCAGCUACCCGGUGUUUCGCUCUCAUUCAAAGGUGGAUUUUAUGCUGGAGUUUGAGUUCAGCUGCACCUCCUUACACAACUGGGUGCAAAUGAAGCUCAACGCUACCAGUGACAGCAGCGAGAGAAAGGAAACUCUGGGGGACAACAGCAUUCAGCUGCAGACUUUUGUGCAGUAUGAGCCAGAUCUGUUUAUUAGCAGUGACUCCAAUCUGAACCGCUACGAGGUCCACCCCACACGGACGGCAUCAGAAGCCAUGGGCCCAGAGUUCUACACACACAUCAGGCUGCUAAAUAUUGGUUGUUACUCUGUGAGUAACCUGGAGCUGCGCGUUCUUUUGCCCGCCGUGGCUGCAGAGGACGCCAUCUUCAUGACCGUAACGGACGUCUUCACGUACAACGCCUCGGGAAUAAAGUGCAGCGUGCUGAGCGAUCCAGCCCAGCUGAAGUCCAGACAGAGAGACGUCCGUCCCCUUCACCCUGAGGACAUGAUGCACAAUGAAAUACUGAACUGCAGCCGGUCGUGGUGCACAGAGGUCAUCUGUGAGGUGAAACAGCUCGGUCACCAGGCUGUUCUACGGAUCAGCCGGAGAGUUCACGACGACUUUUUCAGAAAAGUCAAAUAUAAGUCAGUGAAGAUAAUUAGCGCCUACAGCCUCUCAGCUCAAGAGACUAACCUCAUCACUCUGGGAACAGGAACAAUCCGGGGGGAGACUGUGUUGGAGGUGCUGAAGGGCCGAGCUAUUCCCAUCUCUCUCUGGAUUUUGAUUGGCAGCAUCAUAGGUGGUUUGCUGCUAUUAGCGCUCAUUAUAUUCAUACUGUGGAAGCUGGGAUUCUUCACACGUAAGCACAGAGAAGAUGAAAACCAGGAGGACUGAGACAGAGUUUGCGAAGAAGACGACCAGAUGAGCAGAAUCUGCAGGCAACACGAUGAGGUUGGAGUUGGAGAGCUUGAACAGGGAUCUCCAGGACCAAAGACGGCAUCCCCAGGGUCCAAUAGAAAUGCACUGCCCAAGAUUUGCAGGAUCAUAAGGGCAAUUUUGUAAAUUAUCUUUUUUUAUUUUAAGCAAAAAUGUAUCAAACUACAGGUAUUUUAUUUAACUUGCAGACUUUUUCCAUGAUUUCAUAUUUUAAAACAGUCAGAACUGGUUUGUUUGUUCUUUUAUGGAAUAAAAACUGUCGAAAAGAG
Fundulus heteroclitus (mummichog) is the source of this 4122-nucleotide messenger RNA. RefSeq names its product integrin, alpha 10 (gene itga10). The record is from RefSeq and is a predicted model, not a curated record. Lineage: Eukaryota; Metazoa; Chordata; Actinopteri; Cyprinodontiformes; Fundulidae. Gene Ontology annotation, molecular function: integrin binding. Gene Ontology annotation, biological process: cell-cell adhesion; integrin-mediated signaling pathway; cell adhesion mediated by integrin. Gene Ontology annotation, cellular component: external side of plasma membrane; integrin complex.